AUGGACGAUGGCAGAGCCCGACGGCGACCCGCCGACCCGCCCCCGGCCCUCUCGUUCGUCCUUCAAGCUCCUCCCGCCGACGGCGCUCCCCUCGCCCGCCGUCCCGCAUCCCCUGCUGCAUCAGUGCACCUCCCGUCGCCGUCGCCCUCCCGGUCUACAUCCGCCAAGCGCGCGCCCUCGAGCGCACGCCGAGCCUCGAGCGAGAACCAUCGCCACGCUCCGGGCGAGACGGCGCGAGACGAGCGCGACGGCGCCAACGACGGCGACGGCGGCGACGCCGCCGAAGAGUCGCUCGCCGACUGGAUGGCGCGGUACCGCGUCGGCAUGGCCGGCCCGAGCGACGAGACGCCCGUCCCUCCUCCCGCCAUCCGCGCCAUCCUCGAGGGCCGCGACAACCUGAGCCCGUCGGCGUCGUCCGGCCGCGAGAGCCCCUUGUCGCUCGGCAGCGUCGAGUCGCCCCGCAGCUCGGUGUCGUCCCUGCCGUCCAUCAACUCGCUCACGGCGGCCUCGCUCCUCGACUUCUACCGCCGCAAGGGCCACUUUCCCGCUCCGCCCGGCCCGUACGAGGAGGAGCGCCUGCGCCUCGCGCACAAGUACGGGCUCGACCAACCUGUACGCCGCAAGGCCAUCGACCGCAUCUGCGCCCUCGCCAAGGCCUACUUUCGCACCCAGAGCGUCGUCAUCAGCCUCACGUUCGACGACCACCAGGUCCUCGGCGCCGAGCGCGGGUGGGGCGGUGACGAGCCCGGUCUCGACGUGCCGCCUCGGCCGCUCACGAUGGAGCCCGCGUUCUGCACGCACGCCAUGGCGGCGAGUUACCGCGACCCGAAGGCCGUCUUCAUCGUCGGCGACGCCGACCAGGACUGGCGGUUCAAGAAGAACCCGUACACGAUCGGCAACGGCGGCGGGCUCGCGUUCUACGCCGCCGCCAACGUGUCGCUGCCUGUCGCGCCCUCGUCCCGCAAGACGGUCGACGGCCUCACGCUCCCGGCGUCGCUGGCGUCCGGCGCGCUGUGCCUCAUCGACCCGAUACCUCGCGCGCCGUCCGACUUUGCCCCCGAGGACCGCGUCAUCCUGGGCGACUUUGCCGAGAUGAUCUCGCGCGAGUUCCAGCUCGGCUUCGAGCAGCGCCGGCGCGAGCAGGAGGCCAAGCAGAGCGAGUUCAUCGACUCGUUCUUGCGCAAGGCGCUCGUCCUCCCGAGCCAGGGCGAGGCGCUGCGCCCUCCAGAGCCGUCGGUCUCGCCCCCGUCGACCCCGACCGGCGCACCCACACCCGCCGCCGAUGCUCCCUCAACGCCACCCGCCGCCUCGACCUCGAGCCCCGAAACCCUCUUCCAGCUCGCCGCCCGCCACCUCCGCAUCCUCACCAACGCCGGUAGCGCCGCCAUCCUCGACCUGCGCGCCCUGCGCACCUCGUCCGUGUACACGUCCCUGCACCACCCUCAGCAGCAGCACGCUCGCCACUACUUUUCCUCGUCGAGCACCAAGCCUGCGCCGAGCUCGCCGAGGCGCGACACGCUCAACCACGGCCCGGCGGGCAUGCCGACGAGCGAGAGCCUCGGCAGCCACUUCUGGCGCGUCGCGGGCGAGACGUCGAUGAACGGCGCGGCGCUCCCGACGAGCCCGACGAGCCCGCAGAGCCCGAGGAGCCCGUCGGGCCCGACCAGUUCGAUCGGUGGACGGUCCACGACGGGCCCGUUGCCCGGUCGGGUGGCCCUCAUGGGCGCCGAGGGCGACGUCGAGUGGCUGAGGGUGUUCGAGGAGGCGAGGACGAGCCGGCGGGAAGGCGCGCUCGCCCAGGCGACCGAGGAGGUGCUUCAGGCCUGUCAGGAGGAGAUGGCCUCAAGCCCCGAGAACUCGUUCGUCGACGCCGAGCCGUUCGCCGCCGCCAGCUUCCUCCCGCCGACACUCGCCUCGUCCUCAGCCUGCAUCCCCGUGUUCGACACCGACGGCUCGCCGAUCGUGCUCAUCGUCCUCACGAGCGGCGAGAAAUGGUUCUCGUUCGAGCCGACCGACCGCCGGUUCGCCGGGUCGGUCGGGGCCAUCGUCGUCGGGUCGCUCCUGCGGCAGCGCGCGCUCGAGGCCGACAUGGCCAAGCUGCGGUUCGUGAGCCACGUGAGCCACGAGCUGCGGACGCCGCUGCACGGCUGCAACUCGCAGAUCGAGCUCAUCCGCGAGUUUGCGUCGCCCGACGAGCUCCGCAAGCUCGCGCCCCUCCUCGACACGGCCGACGUCUGCCUCGAGUCGCUGUCGGACGUCCUCAACGACACGCUCGACUUCUCGAAGCUGUCGCAGUCGCUGUCGACGUCGCCCGAGGAGCAAGCCGAGUACCGCCGCCGCGCGUUCGUCGUCAGCGACCUCGGCGCGCUCGUCGAGGGCGUCACCAAGAGCACCUGGGUCCGAAAGCAGCGCGUCGACGCCGUCACGGCCGACCUGGCCAAGGUCGUCGAGGGCGAGAAGAACGUCGACCUCGUGCUCGAGCUCGAGGAGCGGGCCGGCGGCUGGCAAGCCAUGAUCGAUGUCGGCGGCCUCAAGCGGGUCCUCCUCAACCUCGUCGGCAACGCGCUCAAGUUUACCGUCGCCGGCGAGGUCAAGAUCUCGCUCAAGGAGGUCGGUAUCCUGCCCGCACCGGCGCCGUCCACGCCCGGCGCGCUCCUCCCGCUCGAGCGGCGCCUCGUCUCGAUCUCGGUCCGCGACACCGGCAUCGGCAUGAGCGACGACUUUAUCCGCGCGAGGCGGUACCUCAUCCCGUUCAUCCAGGCCGACCCGUUCUCGUCCGGCGCCGGGUUGGGCCUCUCGAUCGUCGACUCGAUCGUCAAGCGCAUGGGCGGCAAGCUCGACGUCGCGUCCCAGCUCGGCCUCGGCACGGCCAUCACGGUCACCCUCCCCCUCGACUUCACCAUCCAUCACUCGAGCCCACUCGUCCCGCCCUCGCUGCCGCGCAUCGUCCGCCGCAACAUCUCCGAGGAGCUGUCCCGCCUGCUGCGCCCUCAUCCGCACGAGCCCACGCCUCAGAGCUCGACGUCGACCUCGGCGCAAGCUGCGCCUCUCGCGCCAGGGCGUCAACGCUCGACGACGUUGUCGAGCGGCUCGGGCAACAUCGCCGUGCCGGCGGGCCUCAGCAAAGCCGCGUCGCCGAUCGAGGAGCUCAGCUUCGACGAGGCUGUGUCGGCCAUGCACGCCUCGCUCGAGUCGCCGCACCCGUCCCCGUCAUCGGCACCCGGCGACGCCAAGCGCACCAGACGCCCCUCGAUGCGCCGUCUCGACGAGCCGCACCGCCAGGUCAGCGCUCGAGCGGUCGAGGACGACCUCGCGGUCGAGGCGGCCAAAUUAAGCUUGAGCGGCGUCGGCGACAAGGCGCGCAUCGUCACGCCGAUGAAGGACCCACUUCUUCCGUCGCCGCCGCUCGAAGAACCGCCGAGCCCUGGGUUCCGCCGCAAGAAGGUCCGGGUGCUCAUCGCCGAGGACAACCCGAUCGCGCGCAACAUCCUCGUCAAGCUCCUCACGGGCAAGAACAUCGCCUUCAGCGCCGCUGAGGACGGCCAGGAGGCGCUCGACCUUUUCCUCGCCGGCGAGGGCACGUUCACCCUGUUCCUGUGCGACGUCCAGAUGCCUCGCAUGGACGGCAUCGAGGCGUCGACCCAGGUUCGCCGCGUCGAGGCCGAGCGCGGGUGGGAGCCGCUGCGCAUCAUCGCGCUCACCGGGCUCAGCAACGACGCAGAGAUGCAGGCGGCGCUCGGGCAGAACGGGCCCGUCGACAAGUGGGUCGUCAAAGGCGGUCGGUCGCUGCGCAUCAUCCUCGAGGAGGUCGCCACGAUGCAGCGGCUCCUCGACGAGGCCGAGGCGGAAGGAGCUUCGCCUCGAGUCUGAUUCCCUCUCUCCCUCUCUCUCUUCUUCCUUUCUCGCCCGUCGCACAUACUCUGUCGUACCCAGCAUCCCCUGUGUCCUUAUCGCAUCGCAUAUCUGUCGCUCUGCCUGCAACUCGGUCGGUGGUUCUCUCCC
Messenger RNA from Rhodotorula graminis WP1, 4002 nucleotides. RefSeq lists its product as uncharacterized. The record is from RefSeq and is a predicted model, not a curated record. The transcript is spliced from 5 exons. Gene Ontology annotation, biological process: protein autophosphorylation; phosphorelay signal transduction system. Gene Ontology annotation, molecular function: histidine phosphotransfer kinase activity; phosphorelay sensor kinase activity. Bases 1 to 3870 code for a protein of 1289 amino acids. NCBI's taxonomy places the organism in Eukaryota, Fungi, Basidiomycota, Microbotryomycetes, Sporidiobolales, Sporidiobolaceae.